Messenger RNA from Gracilinanus agilis (Agile Gracile Mouse Opossum), 996 nucleotides. It is a transcript of the gene ACER2, whose product is annotated as alkaline ceramidase 2. Gene Ontology annotation, molecular function: hydrolase activity, acting on carbon-nitrogen (but not peptide) bonds, in linear amides. NCBI's taxonomy places the organism in Eukaryota, Metazoa, Chordata, Mammalia, Didelphimorphia, Didelphidae. The record is from RefSeq and is a predicted model, not a curated record. Gene Ontology annotation, cellular component: membrane. The transcript is spliced from 5 exons. Bases 121 to 810 code for a protein of 229 amino acids. Gene Ontology annotation, biological process: ceramide metabolic process.
CCCUGCUUUGGCUCUGGAACAACCGGCUGCUCAGCUGAAUGCUAUACGGACGCGGGGAGAGCAGACAUCCCCGGCCUGGCCUCCAGCGCGCGGAGCGUCCUAGAACCGGCAGCUCGGACCAUGAGCGCCCAGCAUUUCUGGGACCAGCUGCGGGCAGGCAGCUCGGAGGUGGACUGGUGCGAGGAUAACUACACCAUCGUGCCGGCCAUCGCCGAGUUCUACAACACGAUCAGCAAUGUCUUAUUUUUUAUUUUGCCGCCCAUCUGCAUGUGCUUAUUCCGUCAAUAUGCAGCAUGCUUCAACAGUGGCAUAUAUUUAAUAUGGACCCUGCUUGUUGUCGUGGGAAUUGGAUCAGUUUACUUCCAUGCGACACUGAGUUUCCUGGGUCAGAUGCUUGAUGAACUUGCUAUUCUUUGGGUAUUGAUGUGUGCAUUGGCCAUGUGGUUUCCCAGAAGGUACUUGCCAAAGGUCUUUAGAAAUGACAGGUGUGACAAUGUACGGGUCUAUAAACUGGGUCUCUUCUCAGGUCUCUGGUGGAUGUUAGCUCUCUUCUGUUGGAUCAGUGACAGAGUCUUCUGUGAGCUGUGGUCUUCCUUCAACUUCCCUUAUCUGCAUUGUGUGUGGCACAUCCUCAUUUGCCUGGCUGCCUACCUGGGUUGUGUCUGCUUUGCGUACUUUGAUGCUGCCUCCGAGAUUCCAGAACAAGGUCCUGUGAUCAAAUUCUGGCCCAGUGAAAAAUGGGCCUUCAUAGGAGUUCCCUAUGUCUCCCUCCUGUGUGCCCAUAAGAAAUCUCCGGUCAAGAUCACAUGAUGUAAAGUUCAGCAGCAAUGUUUUUGUCAUAUUUAUUUUUUCUCAUUUACUUAGUUAAUCCACCAGAGACACCCGAGUCUGUCUCUUUGUUUGGGUUUUUCCCUCCUGUAUGCUCAGCACUUGCAAAGAUUCAAUUGUGUACGAAAAGAAAUGCAUUUAUUUUCCUUUCCCUUGGAAAGGAGGAAG